AGAAGUGGCCCAAGAAGAACAUAUACUGGCACACCGCACCCAUGUAGCCAAGCCCAGUUGAACUCGAGCCAUGGUAGACCCAUAUUUGUGGGAGCAUUGCAUGCUGGGUAUCACUUUGCUUGGCUAUGCUGUACUGGCCAUCAAUGCCUUCAUCAAUCGACGACAGCGGUGGCAACUCUCCGAGGAAUCGAAGAUGAUGUCGGAAUGUGAAAGGUGUUCCGUGGAACUCGCCAACAGCUUGAUUCCCACCUCCAAGGCGGUGCCAGAAUACCGCUUCAGGGGCAUGCGCUUGAAGAUGUCAUCAAUCCGCAUUGAGUUUGACAACUUGGGAGUGAAGCUGAAGUCCACUGGGCAGUGCAUUGUUGAGGGUGUGAGUGGUGAAUUUCGGCCCAAGAGGGUGGCAGCUAUCAUGGGGCCGUCUGGGGCAGGGAAGACGACCUUCAUGAACGCUCUAUGUGGUCGUUCCUGGACGGCACAUCCCAGGACCACCACGGGUGCCAUCCGCAUCAAUGGACAGACGAGCAGCAUCGCCGAGGUGAAGCAGCUGCGUGGCUUCGUGCCACAGGACGACGCGGACAGACGAUGGAUUGCAUCCAACAGAGGUGAGAACUUGCGACCCUUGGAAACGCGUUACCGCUUCAAGGAGAUGAUCAACAACAUCGUCGAAGACGUGUUGAACGUGAUGCAACUGCUGGAUGUGCAGCACAGCAUCGUGGGCAAUGUGGAGAAGCGUGGCAUCAGUGGUGGAGGGCAACGCAAGCGUGUGAACAUCGGCUUGGAGCUCGCGGCCAGGCCCACGAUCUUGAUGUUGGAUGAGCCAACGAGCGGAUUGGAUGCCAGCACUGCGCUCGAGAUCAUUCGCUCCGUGAAGCGACUCACAGCCAUAGGCAUGACUGUGGUGAUGGUGGUGCACCAGCCUCGCUACUCGCUCUUCACUCUCUUCGAUGAUUUGCUUCUUCUUGGUUUGGGUGGCCGAACUGUCUACUUGGGCAAAAGCGAGGGGGCUCUUCCAUACUUCCGAAACUUGGGCUUCCAGAUGCCCCAGCACGAGAAUCCGGCCGAUUGGUUUAUGGAUGUGAUUUCAGGCAGGGUGAGGAACGAAAAGGAUCCGGACUUACAGCCGAGACAGUUGGCAGAUGCAUGGGCUGAGUUAAUCACCGUCAUGCCCGAGGAGUUAGAGUUGGGCCAUGACACUUCUGAGGGCCAGCACGACAGCUUCGCAUUCACGAAGGCUUUGAAUGGCAAACUGUCUAGUGCAGGAUACGAGGACGUUGAUGAGUUGAGCCAAGAGCAGUUCCUCAACUUCUUGGACACCAUGCAGAUCAAGAGGCCUUCCGAGGCUUCUUGGGCACGUCUCAUGGAACGAAUGGGAUUUGAAGAUGGCUUCAUCAGUCGACAGAAGCUGGUCUUUUUCCUGCUGGGUUUGAGAGGUUCUUUCUCCCAAGAACCUGGCACUCGAGGCAUUGGGGAUUUCAUUUCCUCGGCCUCAGAAUCUUCCAAAGAAACCUCUGUGAGCGGGAUCCCCACGGGGAAGAAGCUCGGACGCCGCGGGCGCUUUCUCAUUCAGUACCCCAUCUUGCUUCACCAAAAUAGCAUCCGCUGGGCAAGGGAUUGGAAACACAAGCUCAUCAGCACAUGUCUCAUCAUGUUCGCAGCCGCCGUGUUUGGAGCUCCGUGUCAAGACAAGCUGAUCCCAGAAAACAUCCUAUGCCCGCUCAAGAUCAACAUCUCCCAUUUGCCCAUCGGCACCUUGAGCAGCAUAGCAUGUCUCCACAUCUUCGGUUCCGAUCGGCCGUUGUUUUGGCGUGAGAGUGCCAGUGGAGUGGGCGUGACCGCCUUCUAUCUGGCCCGCCUGACGGUGUCUUUGUUUGAUGUGCUCAUGUGGUCCUACUUGCACACAGCUGUUUGGAUGCUGUUCUCACAGGCACCCUGCAGCUUUUGGAUGUGGCUGAUUGCCUUUCGCAUGACCGCCAUGUGUGCGAGUGGAGUGGGCAUUUUUAUGUCCACACUGGUGCCAAAACAGAAUUCCACUCUCGCAACUGCCGUGGUGAUUUUGGUCAUGGGCGGAGCAAUGAGUGAACCCCAAGUGAUUGCUGACGCUGAAGGUUUGAGUAGUGCACUGGCCUUUGUCUCUCCAUUUACUUGGACUGCGGGACAGAACUACCUGGCCCUUAUUGACACAAGUGGUGGAGAAGAGGCCGUAGAUUUCUAUGCCGUCAUGAUCAUGGAAGGCUACCAGAAAAUAUUGUUAUGCUUAGGGGGGAAGGAAUUUGGGGUACCUGACUUUGACGUACAUUUUCUGUAG
Molecule: messenger RNA, 2305 nt
Organism: Durusdinium trenchii
Lineage: Eukaryota; Dinophyceae; Suessiales; Symbiodiniaceae
Source: the annotation of a GenBank genome assembly